Lachancea meyersii CBS 8951 is the source of this 1365-nucleotide messenger RNA. NCBI's taxonomy places the organism in Eukaryota, Fungi, Ascomycota, Saccharomycetes, Saccharomycetales, Saccharomycetaceae. The record is from the annotation of a GenBank genome assembly.
AUGGCGUCAAUGUUUAGGCCACCGGAGUCGGCCAGAGGCAGCUCGAAAUCUCCCAAGUUGACCUUGCCGUCGUCUUUGAAGAGCUCUUCGGGCGAGAUGCCCACUCCAGCACUGGGGCCGGUUUCCAACCUGGCAUCUCCUAAAUCGUCGUCUUCUUCACAGACGCUCACAUUCCCGAGACCAGAGAAUUCGUCAUCGUCAUCCUCGAUCAACACCUUGAAGAAAAGACCAAUACCGCCGCCUAUCCCACCUCUGGCGAUUCCAAUGAGCGCUGGCGCAGGAACGCCAGACCGCACCAGCUUCACCGAGUCGCUGGCAAAAAUGAGGAUUGACGAACCAGAAACGCACCACGCGAGAACGCCGUCUCGCGAAAGACUGCUCGAAAAACAUUCCGACGGUGGUGCUGCAUCCGUCUCGGCGUCUCCCUUGAAGAAUGCUUUGGCGGACGUGGAUACAUUAGACGAGGAGACGUGGCAAUCAGGAAUUGUCAAGGACCAAAUUGUGACCAUGGGGGUACUGGGAGAAGGCGCUGGUGGCUCCGUGACUAAAUGCAGGCUCAAGUCGGGAUCGAAGGUUUUCGCCUUGAAAACCAUCACAACGGUUAAUUCUGAUCCUGAAACCCAGAAACAGGUCUUUCGCGAACUGCAAUUCAACCGCAGCUGCAACUCUGAGUACAUUGUGCAAUACUAUGGGAUGUUCACAGCCCCCACAAGCUCUUCGAUAUACAUUGCGAUGGAGUAUAUGGGCGGCCGGUCGCUGGACGCCAUUUACAAGCAUCUGCUGCAAAGAGGCGGCAGGAUUGGAGAAAAAAUCAUUGGAAAGAUCGCGGAGAGCGUUUUGAAGGGUCUUUCUUAUUUACAGGAGCGCAAGAUAAUACACCGAGAUAUCAAGCCCCAAAAUAUCUUACUCAACGACGUGGGCCAGGUAAAACUCUGCGACUUUGGCGUGAGUGGCGAGGCGGUCAAUUCCCUAGCCACGACCUUCACAGGCACGUCUUUCUACAUGGCUCCCGAGCGGAUUCAGGGACAGCCCUACAGUGUGACCAGCGAUGUUUGGUCUCUGGGACUGACGCUGCUCGAAGUUGCCCAGGCAAAAUUUCCAUUUGAUUCUGGCAAGGUGGCUGCGAACAUGCCGCCAAUCGAGCUGCUAAUGCUGAUAUUGACAUUUACUCCAGAGCUCCGAGACGCACCGGAGCUCAAAAUUGUGUGGAGCAAGUCUUUCAAAUCAUUUAUCCAGUACUGUCUCAACAAGGAGCCUCGCGAUAGACCAUCGCCGCGUCAGAUGCUGCAGCAUCCUUGGAUAGUGGGGCAGAUGAAAAAGUCUUGCAACAUGCAUAAGUUCGUGCUCCGGUGCUGGGAGGAGUAA